Molecule: messenger RNA, 1641 nt
Organism: Sporothrix schenckii 1099-18
Lineage: Eukaryota; Fungi; Ascomycota; Sordariomycetes; Ophiostomatales; Ophiostomataceae
Product: xanthan lyase
Exons: 1
Coding region: 1-1641 (546 amino acids)
Source: RefSeq, a predicted model, not a curated record
AUGACCACCUUCGACCUUGUCGUCUACGGCUCAACGUCCGCCGCCGUCGCCGCCGCCAUCCAGGCCGCCCGCCUCGGCCGCUCUGUCGUCCUUGUUUCACCGCAUGCGCACAUUGGCGGCAUCCAGGUCGAGGGUCUGGGCGGCUCCGACAUUGACAACCAGGCCGAGUUCCAGAACAGCACGACGCUGGGCGGUCUGAACUUGGAGCUGCACGAGCGUAUUUCCAGCGUCUACGGCGGUGAACGGCCCGACCGCCUGAAACGAGCGGUUGCCGAGAAGCUGCGGGACCCGGACGUAUGGCGCUUCGAGUCGCACGUGGCCGAGGCCGUGAUCCAGGCCUGGCUGGCCGAGUACCCGGACCACAUCACCAUUAUCCACUCAGCGCUCGCAGAAGGGGCAGGGUCCGUCCAGAAGAGUGAGGCCGGUGUCGUCGAGAGCAUCCGCCUCGUCCGCGGCGACUCCGUCCGCGGCCGCGUCUUUCUCGAAGCGUCGUAUGAGGGCGACCUGCUGGCCGCUGCCGGCAUCUCCACGACCCACGGCCGCGAGGCCCAGACCGUCUAUGGCGAGUCCCUGGCCGGUGUCCGCGGCACCACGUCCUACCGCCAGCUCGACGUCCGCGUCGACCCCUACAUCGAGCCCGGCAACCCCGCGAGCGGCUUGCUGUACGGCGUCUCCCCCGAACCCUUUGGCACGCCCGGCGACGGCGACGACCACCUCCAGUCCUACUCCUUCCGCGUCCCGCUGACCGACGACCCUGCCAACCGCGUAGAGGCCCUGGGCGGAUCCGCACCGCCCCCGGGCUACGUGGCCAGCCGCUACGAGCUGCACCGCCGCUUCCUGCGUGCCGGCGGCUCCAUGUACUCGCCGUCGCUCAAAGUCCCCCGCCGCAAGACCGACCUCAUCGGGUCCGAAGCACCCCUCGCCACCGAUUUGCUCGGCCUCAACGACGAGUGGCCCGUGGCAACGUACGCGCGGCGCGCCGAGAUUCUGGAGGAAGCCACCGCCUUCACGCAAGGGCUGCUCUGGUUCUUUGCCAACGACGCGGCCGUCCCCGCGUCCCAUCGCACCCAGUGGGCCCGCUUUGGCUACUGCCGCGACGAGUUCCCCGACCAUGCCCAUUUCCCCCGCCAGCUCUACGUCCGCGACGCCCGCCGCAUGGUGUCCGACUACGUGAUUACGGAGGCCACCGCGACCGAGGGCAGCGCCGCCGCCGCCCCCGACGCCUUCGAACCCGACGUGCCGGACCCCGUCGCCCUCGCCUUCUGGCCCACCGACACGCACAGCGUGCGCCGCAUCGUGCGCGACGGCCAGCCCCACAACGAGGGUUUUGUGUUCAAGGACGGCCACCACCGCUGGCGGCCCUUUGGCAUCGCCUACCGCGCGCUGGUGCCGCGCCGCGCCGAGGCCCGAAACGUCCUGUCAGCCACCUGCCCGAGCGCGUCGCACGUCGGCUACGGCGCCGUGCGGCUCGAGCACCAAUUUUACGCCCUGGGCCAGGCGUGUGCGAAUGCGGCCGACCUGGCGCUGUCCCGGCAGCUCCGUGUCCAGGACGUGCCCUACCCGGCGCUGCGGGCCCGUCUCGAGGCGCAGGGCGUAAAAGUGGACGUCACGACGGUGGGCAAGCCGACGUUUCCAGAGUAA